AUGGAGAUGGCUAGGGUGGCGUGGCGAAAUACCGCGGUGAUCAUGCGCAGCUUGGGUCGCCGAGUGCCAGUGGAGUGGAUUAGCCGGGAGCUGCGGGUGGCCGAAAAGCUCGACUACGAUGUCGAGGAGUUCCUGAUAGUGGACGAGACUUUUGCCUUCCGAUUUCGGAGUGAGAGGGAUCGGGAGGCAACUAUGGAGGCCAGACCUUGGCUGGUGGCCAGUCAGCUCCUUGCCAUAAAGUGCUGGCAGCCAAACUUCGUUCCGGGGGCCGGUCAGCUGUGCCGGGUUGUUGUUUGGCUUAGGUUGCCAAGUCUGUCGAUGGAGUACUGGGCGAAGGAGAUGAUUUGGGACAUAGCGGCGAAGGCUGGCCGACCCUUGGCACUGGACAAAGUCACCGACCAACUAGGCUUCACCCAUGUCAAAAUUGAGUUGGAUGCGCAUGUGCCGAUCCGGUCUGGGACCUUCAUCCAGGUUGGUUCCGACCUACACUGGCAGGCAUUUCGCUAUGAAAACCUUCCUAUUUUUUGCUACAAGUGCGCCCGACUUGGGUACGAAGAGGGGCCUUGCCCCUUUCCUCCCACGACUUCAGCGACGUUCGGAGAACCGGAAGAUCAUCGUACGCAGCAGAUUGGGACAGAGGAGUUUCCACAGGAGCCGACACCUGAGUUGAAGGAGGGGGACGAGUUGGUGAGCCGGCUUCCCUUCGGUCCAUGGUUGACAACUACCAAGAUACGGCAGCUGAAGUCGAACAAGUCGGUGAAGAAGCCGACCGCAUCGAAGGCCGACCGAACGCAGGUGCAGAAGCCCUCUUAA
Phoenix dactylifera (date palm) is the source of this 813-nucleotide messenger RNA. The record is from RefSeq and is a predicted model, not a curated record. Lineage: Eukaryota; Viridiplantae; Streptophyta; Magnoliopsida; Arecales; Arecaceae.